This is a messenger RNA of Recurvomyces mirabilis, 891 nucleotides long. RefSeq lists its product as uncharacterized. The record is from RefSeq and is a predicted model, not a curated record. Gene Ontology annotation, biological process: deadenylation-independent decapping of nuclear-transcribed mRNA; positive regulation of catalytic activity; deadenylation-dependent decapping of nuclear-transcribed mRNA. NCBI's taxonomy places the organism in Eukaryota, Fungi, Ascomycota, Dothideomycetes, Mycosphaerellales, Teratosphaeriaceae. Bases 1 to 891 code for a protein of 296 amino acids. Gene Ontology annotation, cellular component: P-body. Gene Ontology annotation, molecular function: mRNA binding; enzyme activator activity. The transcript has a single exon.
AUGCCGCCGAAACGAAGAGGAGGCACGCGUAAUGCCCAGCCAGCACCACAACCAGUGCAGUCGGACUUUGAUGACACAGACGCCAUCACCGACUACCCACCCAAUCUCCCACCACCACCACCACGAAGUGAUGUAGAGCUCAACCUCACAGUCCUCCACCGCUACAGUCCGGAUAUCGAGCGCAUCCUCGCCAUAGCUCCGUUCGCUGUACUCUACAUCUUCAGCGCCGAGAGCCAGCAAUGGGAGAAGUGCGGCAUAGAAAGCACACUCUUCGCUUGUCAGCUCAGUGGUGGGAGGUAUAAUGCCAUCAUCCUGAACCGCAAAAGCCUGGAUAAUUUCAUUACGGAGCUAGUCAGUGCCGAUGACAUUCAGGUCACGGACGAGUAUGUAAUACUCCAGGCUCUUAACUCUGGAGGCGAGCCGCAGAUUUAUGGUAUCUGGAUCUUUUCGGAUGGAGAGACGGUGCCUAGUACGAAGGAGGUGAUGGCCAAGACGAUCCAGGCUUGCGCUUUGCAGGCGCAGAUCUCACGUGAGGGAACGGCUGACGUUGAUGAUGGACAUGUGGAGGAGCAGGACUACGGCUUGGAUGGGACUGCGCAAGCGGAGGAGCAGACGCAGGAGGAAGAAGCUGUGGCGCAGCAGAGCGAGCAGAAGUUGGAUUUACUGCAAUUGUUUGGCAGCAAGUCGGCACAAGAAGUGCAGCAGCCUACACUACAAGUUCAGCCGAGCAUGGUGAAUGAUGUACCUCCGCCUGCCUUCAUACCAGCAAUGUUCACAGCGACAACCGACACAGACUUCUUCCGCAAGACCAGCAGUCCGGCUAUCGCUCAGCCUCAGCCCGCGCCACCGCCGCAGCAGAAGAAUGCGCUUCUUGAUCUGUUCAAGAAAUGA